CAACACCAUCCCGGACCCCACGAUCCAACUUUACUCUCCAGGACGUAUUCCUCGUGUCACACAGAACUCUUCGUCGCAGUCGGGGACCCCUCGUGCGCGCACAAUGACACAUCGCCCUCCGCAUGCCUGGCCGUCUUACGUCCAGUCGUUCGCUCGCUCUCCUUAUCGACCUCCAUCUGCGCCAGGGCUCCAUCGCGCGGUCUCUUCCCCUCGCAAGCGACGAUUGCUGCUGAUUCGACAAACAUGGAGCGCACCGGCUCCGAUGAAACGAAACAUCAGACACGGGCCCCGGUCGACUCUUCGAAGACUUUGGAUCCAGGUGCCCGGUUGCCGCUCCCACGGAAGAACUCGCCGUUCAAGCUCUGGUCUAAGGCGAGUCGGCUGGCUGCGAUAUCGAGGCCCUUGAAGGACGUCGUCGACAAGUUGGCUGCGGAUCCGGGAAGAGCGCAUACAGUGCCUAUCCAGGGCGAACUGGGGAUAAACCUCCGCGUCGAACUCUGUGGGGCGAGUGAGGUUUUGCAACGGAGCAGGGAAGCGGUCCUGAGGCGCAAGAGAAUCUUGGAUCGCCUCGGGAAGUCGCAAGCGGCAUUCGAACAUCUGGCUCAACUGGCGCUGCCUUUCUGUGAAUUGAAUCCGAUAACAAAAGCAAUCACUGGUGCACUAGGUGUCAUAUAUACCAAUCUCAAAGACUUGCAAGACUGGGACGCCAACCUAGUCCAGCUUAUAGACGACAUGACCCAAGCUCUCGCUUACGUCCAAGACCUGCGGGCGAUGGAAUCGACGGCCCAUCUCAAGCAGACUCUGAUCGAAUUCGACCACUCGGUCCAAGACUGUGCGGCUCUCAGUCUCAUCGCAGAUCAGGCCAAAACCGGCUGGAAGGACGCGCUGACCGGCGCACAUGUGACAGCGAUGCAGGCUCUGUGCCGUCGCUUUGAGCGCUGGCGUGUUCAGUUUCACGUCAGUCUGCAGGUCGACAUACGGUCCACGUUGAACGACAUCACCGAACAACAAAAGAAGUUCUUCGAGAGGGAGCGCUGGAAGAUUCUCGACAUGAUCCGGCCGCUGGAGGGCGCAGACGAGUGCCUCGUCUCCGGAUGCAUGGCAGGCACGCGCGAGCGCGUGCUUACCCGCGUCGACGCCUGGGCCCGGCGCACCGACGAGAAGAACAUCCUCUGGAUCACGGGCCACCCCGGCUCCGGCAAGAGCUGUGUCGCACGAUCCGUCGCCGACCGGCUCGACGCGGACUACUCAGGCUCGGCCGCCUGCUUCUUCUUCUCCCGCGGGACAAGCUGCAAUCCCAUCACCGCUACGCGGGCGCUGUGCGCUGAUCUCGCGCAGUCGCAGCCUGCCUUUGCGGAUAUCCUCAGCGCCCAGUUCACAGAUAGCCGCUCCUCCACGAUCAAUUUCCGACUGGCCAAGGCCCCCGAGACGUGGAGCAGACUGAUCCACACUCCGCUGGGUCGGUAUGCGGAGAAUACAGUGGACGACGGGCAGCGCACGCUCGUCCUUGUCAUCGAUGCCCUGGACGAGUCUGACGGCGUUGCGAAUACACCCUCGGCGACUCCAGCGACUGGGUUCCUGGACGCAUUGGCGACGUGGGCCACCCUGUCCACGUCGUUGCGACUCAUCGUGACGAGCCGCACGCAGCACCCGAUUCCCGAGGCACUAGAAGCGAUCAGCGAGCGCCUGGAUCUUUCGGCUACCACGGCCGACGAGACGUGGCGCGAUAUUUACCACUUCUUGACGGCGAGCCUCCAGCGGAUCCGCGCGGAGUUCCUGCUCCCCCGCUCGUGGCCGCGCGAGGCUGACAUCGACCGGCUCGUGGAUCUGGCCGGCGGGCUGUGGGUCUGGGCACACACGGUCGUGCAGCUGCUGUGGACGGUCGAGGCCGAGUCCGUACUGCGCCGCAUUCUGUCUGUAGGCAUCGCAAAGGGGGGGCAGAUAUGGGAGCUGUACCGCACCGUGCUGCUGAUCGCGUUUCCCCGACAGCAGGAGGACGGCGACUGGGGCCCCGCGUUUCUGGAGGACUACGCGCGCCUCGUCGGCGCCCUCGCGUGCUUCCCUGGUCGCGUGGCGCGCCGCGGCUCGCCGUUGCUCCGCAUCCUGCGUGUCAACCGGCCCACGCGCAAGUGGAUCGUCCAGCAGCUGCGCCCGGUACUCAAGGACCACGCGCAGUAUCUGGCAUUCGAGCACCGCACCUUCGUCGAGUUCCUGACUCGCUCUGAGCGGUGUCCGGAGGAAUUGCGCAUCGACAGCGCUGUUGCAGCUAGGAUGAUCGCGUGCGCGAUGCUGGAUGAGCUCAGAGCGAGUCUGCGAUUCGAUGAAACAUGCUUCAAGUCUUCGAGGAGGGAGAACAGUCCCCGAAGUACGGAUAUUUCCGAGGAGUUGAAAUUCGCAAGCUUGUAAGUACUGGGCUGAGGGGUUACCCGCUUUGCUUGAUCCGGAUGAUGAAGAUCAGUUCUCGGGACUGAUCCGCGAUUUCUUGAUGACGAAGUUCCUCUUUUGGUUGGAGGUGCUGAGCUUGUGCGGGCGGAUGGAGAGAGCGCUUGUUCAAUUAGAGAGUCUGAAGCAGGCUUUACGGAAAACUCGAUGGCGACUCGACGCUCUCACGGUUCCACCAAGCACGUGGUCAAUGUUGGAUUUCAUCGACGAUGCGCUAUCGUUCGUCGAAUGCUUCAUGCCAUGCGUGAAGCGCAGUGCCCCGCAUAUCUACCUCUCCUCCAUCUCCCUAUGCGAUUUGACCUCAAGGAUACACCAAACUUACGCGCCCUCGCUGGCGCGCUAUGCCCACGUGACAGUCCAAACCGCGCACGAUCUCCGAGAUGGCCGUGACGAGACAUUGCAGGAUGUGAUCCACGUCCCAGACGUGUCGGACGACGUGCUGUUGCUCGAGGGCCACGCGGACCGCGUCAUCGGUGUCGCGUUCACCGCCGCGGACGAACACGUGGUAUCCUGCUCGGCGGACGGGUCCGUGCGGUUCUGGGACCCGCUCACGGGCAGGCCGAUAUUGACGCCGUUCGUCGAGGAGGGUGCGGCACGGGUGUGCGCGGUAUCGCCGUGCGCGGUGUUUCUUGGUGCAGGCUUCGUGAAUGGAAAGGUGAGGGUCUGGGAUUUGGACGCCCACGCGCCAAUCGCCUCGUUCGACGUGCAUGCGUCGCCUGUGGUAGCCUGCGCUCUGUCCGCGGCGGGCGGGCGCGCCGCCGUGGGGCACAGAGACGGGACGGUUCGGUUUUGGAACGUCACAGAGCAGUCCGAGUAUCGGCAGCCUUUCAGCUCCGGUUCGAGCGUGCGCAUCUCCGCCGUGGUGUUCGUGGAUGCGCACACGUGCCUCUCUGUGCAGGGUCACGUCGUCACGCUGCACCGCGCUGACGGUCAAAGCCACGUGAUUCUCCAACAUGCGAAGGCAUUACAAACGGUGGCCCUCGCUCACGAUCCUCGCCGUCUCAUCGCUACGACGUCGACGAACCAAGUCGUCGUCUGGGACAUAUCGGAUUUAGACAGCCCGAGCGACGGGAUGGAGCUGCCGGCCGGGAUCCCGAACGACAUCCACUGCGUCGCCGCGCACGCCGAUCUCCUCGCACUCGGCAUCAGGGACACGAUCCAAGUGUGGGACAUCCGCCUGGAAAAGCCCGUCCUGGGCUCCCUGGCGGGCCAUUCCGGGCGCGUGACCGCCCUAGCUUUCUCACGUGACGGCGAGCGCCUGCUGUCCGGCUCCCAGGACCGGUCGAUCCGGGUCUGGGACAUCAGCACGCCAGAUGCGACGAGCGUGCAGGGCAUCCCGAACGACGCGAGGAUGGACUCGGAGGGGUGGAUCGUUUCGGGGAGUGAUCUGAUCGUGUGGGUGCCGCCCCAUCUGCGACGACGACUCUGCUGGGGCCGCACGAAGGCGGUGCUCGGCGGCCGGCCGGCCGCAGUGAUCGAAGUCGUCCCGGAGCUGAUCGGGAGCAGAUGGCACAAAUGCUGGCUGGGCAAGAAUAAAUAAAUAGACGACGGGGUAUCAUUAUAUUGAACUGCCAUGGGAUCGGCAGGGAGUAUGUAUUCGAUUCGAGCGUUUAGAGUCCCAGUGUGAGAGCGACGGUGUGCGCCGCGCCGGGCAACGUGACGCGGAACACCAUGAACUGAUUAUCGACGUCCUCUCCGGCGUCGUACGGCACACCCAGCGAGACACCCUGGGUCGUCAGGAAAUCGUUGUCGCUCUGGUAGUAGUAGUUUAUGCACGUCAGCGUUUCCUCCAUGAACCAGCUACCCAGGGACGCACAGCAGUGAACAAAAAGUAGUCGUCCGGGGCCCGCGGAUCGCCGACCGGCGCCAGCGCGAGACUCUCCCACUUGGAGUCCGGCAGCGUGUUGUCGUCGGGGUCGCCCGUAUGCAGCCCGAAGCGCGCGAGGUCUGUCGCGUUCACGUAGUUGACGAACCCGACGUACGUAACGGGCGUGAUCGCGGGAUCGAGCACGCCGCCGGGCGCGACGGGGAACGCGGGCGAGUCGAAGCGCGUGCCGUGGAUGUCCGUCGCGUUCACGAUGCUGAACAGAUCCGCUUGUCUGAAUUUUCACCCCAGUCAGGUGUGUGCACGAGACAUCGACUCGGACGCACUUGUACUUGAAUUUCGUCCCGCUGCCGCCAUGCCCGUUCCCAUCCCUAGACAAACACAGGAACACGCCGUCGCUGACGAGAUGGAUCUCGCUCGUCGCCUCGACUUUCCCGUUGCUGAUCACGGGCAGCAGAAGCACCCAUUCGCCCACGAGUGGGAUCGUCCCGGCAGCAGCAUUCGUCAGGUCGUAUGCAAAUAGCCGGGUGACCUGCCCUGCGCCGUCCUGUACAGUUCCCGAUUGCAGCACCGCGUAGAGAAUGCGCUUGGCGAAAUCGAGCGUUAGACCUUCGAAGCCUGGGUACCUGUUACACACAAAACCGCAAAAAAGAAAAACGAGAGAAACGUGCCUUGAUUGCCUUGCCGCCCCGUAUCCGGAUUCGUCUCUGACGUAAAGUUGAGCGUUCCAUUGAUCAUCGGGAGGAUCGCCGCGGGGGGUUGAAUCGUCUGGAUGAGGCUGCCAUUCGCCGCAAAGUGGUAGAUGUACGGGCCGUACUCGUCGCUCGUCCAGAACCUGCCUAUUCUGAACGCGCCCUGCGAGCAGCUGAGCACGGCUUUUCUCACAGUCAGUCGAACCCGGGGGCACGAACGUGCGCACAGAUCACACGAAGAAGUGUGUGCGGGUUGUCGCAAAUGACAUGCGCGUAGACAGGUAUCUGCAGGUGUAAGAUGGACGUAGCGUGCUCUGCUCAGAUGUCGAGAAAAAUGAGGUGGCUUCGGAAACAGUUGCCUUGCUUGUCAAGGCACUCUCC
Molecule: messenger RNA, 5340 nt
Organism: Mycena citricolor
Lineage: Eukaryota; Fungi; Basidiomycota; Agaricomycetes; Agaricales; Mycenaceae
Source: the annotation of a GenBank genome assembly